Adineta ricciae is the source of this 456-nucleotide messenger RNA. The record is from the annotation of a GenBank genome assembly. NCBI's taxonomy places the organism in Eukaryota, Metazoa, Rotifera, Eurotatoria, Adinetida, Adinetidae.
AUGUUUCUAUUUUUAUCAGAAAACGACGACAAUUCAAAUGCUACCAUUGCACUUACCACUAUCGAUUAUAUAUCGAAUGGUAAACUCAUUGUUACAGAUCUGCCGCAAGUUGCAAAACAAGCACAAAUUGCUGAUGUGUAUAUUCAUUUUUUUGGGUUUAACCAAAAUCUCUAUAUAUCUUCCAGUACGGAAAUCGACAAUGUUACACAAGGUGAUGCAGAAGAUUUGUUUACUGUUGGUUUUGAACUCACUUCGACUUACUUGCUAAAUCAAAUAGUACUUACAGAUCGCAAACCACUCAGAGUAUUUAGCUCUCCUUCCAUAUCUACGACGCAGACAGCAUACUCAACCGAUGCAACUCCCACUACCACUUCCACUGCUACUAGUAUUACAACUCUGGGACCUUCAGGGUGCAUGAUUACUUAUACAACUGUUACUACUUGUGGUCGCUUCUGA